AUGAGGCAAUAUCCUAAUAACAAGUCACUUUCCUCUCCAUCGCCACCACCAUCAUCACUGGGCUCUUCUCCUUUUCUUGUCCUGUUAGUUGUUAUAACUUUAGUUGUCAUAUCAGUAUUCAUUUUUACACUGGGUCCUGAGACCUCUUCUUGGUCUAAUUCCUUGCCUUCUCCAUUGACAUGGAGAGUUGGUUUAUAUGGUAAUUCCAAUGCUUUUGCUUCUUUUGCACAAUCUGAACAUCCUGCUGUAAGUUACAAUACUAUCACUUUCGACGCCUCCAUUCCAGAAGAUCAAGCCACAUUGAGGCUUGGAGAAUCUGAUGCUGAAGCUGCUGUCGCCAGAGAAGCUGUUAAGAGAUACAGCAAGUUAGAGAAAAUGGAAGCAAAUCUGGCUAAAAUCAGGUCUUCAAUAAGAGAAGCUGCUCGAGUUCGGAACUUAACAUCAAUCCAUGAGGAUCCAGACUAUGUGCCGCAAGGUCCAAUAUAUAGGAAUGCGAAUGCAUUUCAUCGGAGUUAUUUGGAGAUGGAGAAGCUGUUCAAAAUAUACAUAUACAAAGAAGGUGAUCCUCCCAUGUUUCAUGACGGUCCAUGCAGGAGUAUAUAUUCUUCAGAGGGGAGAUUCAUUCAUGAAUUGGAGAAGGGCAAAUUAUAUACAACUACGGACCCUGAUGAGGCUCUUGUAUAUUUCCUGCCAUUUAGUGUGGUCAUGUUGGUUCAGUACCUCUUUGUGCCCGACUCCCAUCAGAUUGAUGCCAUUGGGAAUACUGUUAUAGACUACAUCAAUGUCAUUGCUGAUAAGCAUCCCUUCUGGAAUCGAAGUCUUGGUGCAGAUCAUUUCAUGCUCUCCUGCCAUGAUUGGGGGCCGCGUACUUCUUCUUACGUACCCCAUUUGUUUCACAACUCCAUCAGAGUUUUAUGCAAUGCAAAUACUUCUGAAGGGUUCAACCCUUCAAAGGAUGCUUCAUUCCCAGAAAUCCAUCUAAGAACAGGAGAAAUUACAGGACUUAUCGGUGGUCUCUCUCCAUCUCGGCGAUCAAUUCUUGCAUUCUUUGCUGGCCGCCUUCAUGGGCACAUCAGGCAUCUACUUGUUGAGCAAUGGAAAGAUAAAGACCAAGAUGUGCAAGUCUAUGACCAACUUCCAAAUGGUAUGUCAUAUGACUCCAUGUUAAAAAACAGCAGGUUUUGCCUAUGCCCUAGUGGGUAUGAAGUGGCCAGCCCAAGGGUUGUGGAAGCUAUAUAUGCAGAAUGUGUUCCUGUGUUGAUUUCAGAUAGUUAUGUACCACCAUUCAGCGAUGUGCUUAAUUGGAAGGCAAUUUCUGUUCAAGUGGAAGUGAAAGACAUACCAAAAAUUAAAGACAUAUUAAUGGGGAUAUCUCAAAGACAAUACUUGAGAAUGCAAAGGAGAGUGAAGCAGGUGCAAAGGCAUUUUGUUGUCCAUGGACCUCCUAAGAGAUUUGAUGUGUUUCACAUGACCAUCCACUCUAUUUGGCUUCGGAGGUUGAACAUUCGCAUUCAGGAUUAG
Molecule: messenger RNA, 1521 nt
Organism: Dovyalis caffra
Lineage: Eukaryota; Viridiplantae; Streptophyta; Magnoliopsida; Malpighiales; Salicaceae
Source: the annotation of a GenBank genome assembly